Molecule: messenger RNA, 1177 nt
Organism: Lineus longissimus
Lineage: Eukaryota; Metazoa; Nemertea; Pilidiophora; Heteronemertea; Lineidae
Product: U18-myrmicitoxin-Mri1a-like
Exons: 3
Coding region: 335-640 (101 amino acids)
Source: RefSeq, a predicted model, not a curated record
UUCGUGUGUUUUAGCCCAGGCACUUCAGCGCAGCCAUUGAUGGAAGGGCUGUCUUUGGGCAAUGACAGCGAAUGGGCUUUGGCAUUCGCGUUCGCGUUUCGGGGCUUCGCGAAUAAUCCAAAAGAAUUGUAAGUUGGCCUACCGCGCGCGAAUCCUUGAGAGAAAUUAUUUGACGUCACAGAGACGAUUCGCCUGAAGUUAUAAUGACAUUGCAGGCUACAAUAUCGCCAUCCGCUCUGUUCGCAGACUAUCGCAACUUCACUGAACUACACCAUGUAGGACUGAAUAAUUUCUUGAUUGAAAUAUUAGAAUAAAAGAGUUUCAUGGAUUGAGGAUGACCAAGUUAAUACUUUUCCUACUGUGUGGGUUCCUGAUCCUGAGCCUUGAGGCGCUGGUCAUCCCGGAGAAAGCCGCCGCCCGUCUUCAGCCUCCACGCACAUAUGACCAAGGCCCGUCACCAACGGACCCCAACCGCACCAAGUGCCAACCCAAAGUCAUCCAUACCUACUGCUUCAACAGAGGGACUUGUUUCGCCGUCAAGUCCGGGGAGAAGAUGCAGUACGGAUGUGUGUGUCAAUCUGGAUGGACAGGAUAUCGAUGUUCAGAAGUCAACUUGAAUAUGUACCGGUACAUGGCGUAAGGACUCCACAGAACGUGCCACGAAUGUUCAAUAUAAUUUUGGCGAACAUGACGAAAUAACUAAAAAGAAAAACUACAUGUGAGGAGUACAUGUACUUCUGACUACUUCAUCAACAUAAUCGUUCGAUGGAAACCGAUUGCUCCCCGGCCUAUUGGCUGCAAGCAGGUCAUGAGGAGUUCGGAAGCGAAUGCAUAUCAGAUACUACUGAUUUCAUGCUCUGGGCCUCGCAAUCAAUAGGCGAUAUCCUAAAUGAUUGGUUGGUCCCGCGGGACGGGGGUCAGUCUUUUCAUAAACAUAAUCAUAGACACGAAUGUGAUGGACAUCUGAGACAAUUAUUAGGCAUGUUUUGAAGAUGCGUAGCAGCAAUGAGGAAUCAUCAAGUAGGCCAUGAGAUUGACUAUAUCAGUCGCGCCAAGUUGCGCCCGUGACGCGCUUAUCUCUCUCAGCUUCAUGUAAGUUACGCUCGACUUACGCACGACCUACGCGCUGGGUUUAGGGAUGACAAUUCUGAUUUGGACUGUAACUGGAAAGAAAAAA